This is a messenger RNA of Episyrphus balteatus (marmalade hoverfly), 4423 nucleotides long. It is a transcript of the gene brun, whose product is annotated as protein brunelleschi. NCBI's taxonomy places the organism in Eukaryota, Metazoa, Arthropoda, Insecta, Diptera, Syrphidae. The coding region runs from base 401 to 4306 and encodes 1301 amino acids. Gene Ontology annotation, cellular component: trans-Golgi network. The record is from RefSeq and is a predicted model, not a curated record. The transcript has 8 exons.
UCACAAAAAAUUCGUGGAGCAAAAAAAAAACCAAAACCAAAAAAAAUUUCUACUUCGUGUUUUGUUUCCUAAUCUGUAAAAAUCUUGGUGAAAACUUUAAUCCUAAAACAAUUCAAUCAAUUAAAAAGAAAGAUGUUCUAACACAUUUUAUACAAAACAAAUCCCCAAUCAAUCAACUAAUCAAAUAACAAAUACACACAAUUAGAUCUUGAAAUGAGAUUCUAAUUGCGAAGUACAGAAGAAAAAAAAAUCAUUAAACAAAAAUUUUUGCACGUACCUACAUAAAAAUUCUUUCAUACAAAUAAAAAUUAUAAAUGAGAAUGAGUAUGAAAUUCAUUUGAGGAUCUUUCUCUGUCUGGAUGAGAAAAUAAAUGAUAUUUGGACAAGUGGACAACUGUCAAUGAAAUCUACGGUCAGUUAUAUGUUAUCGCAUGGAUCCGGGGAGCCUGUAAUGUCUCGUCCGGACUACGAACAGUGUGGCUAUCAUCACGGCUGUUUGCUGGUGCUUUUGCGUGGUAUUGGCGAUGCUAAGCCACGAUCCCUGCAGCGGAUAUUCGAUCGUGUUAGAAAAGUUAAUAAUGUAAAGAUAACAGAUUCCGGAGUAAGUCGUGAUAUUUGGCUGCGUUACAUACAUGACCAUCCUGUUGAAAACAAUGACUGGGGUGAUUUUCAAACCCACAGACGUCUGCUGGGACUCAUCACAAUUGGCAAAUUCGAAAAACAAUCCGAAUUGGAUGAACUCUGUCGUCAGCAUGAAUCCCUAAAAGCCACAUACAUGACAACCCUUUAUGAUUCCCGUGCGAUUCUUUUCGGACCUGCAGCACCAACAACAUCCAAUCAAGAUGAAAACGAGGUACAACCUUCUUCAAUUAAACUUCAAGACGAAUUUACAACGCCAACAAAUUUCAAAAGCCUUGCAUUCCUAUAUCGUGAAAAUGAUCCAUGCGUUGACUUGGAAACCCACAUCAUGGACUUUGCCAAUUCACUCUUUUGGGUUCUCGAAGCUAAACGAUCAGAUAGAUCUCGUGAAAAAGUUGAAAAGAUACAACUUCUUCAUGCCCCUUUUGAGAAACGUGAUUUUGUUGGUAUCGAUUUAGAUUCACGAAAUGGGCGAAAGCGAUGUAUGGGCCGUGUUACUAAGAACCUAGCCGAUCUAUCACUACAAGCAGGCCUAAUAGCCGACGCAUUAAAUCUCUAUCACAAUGCUAUUGAAACUCUACGUGCCAUAAACGAUUCAUUGUGGGUUGGUGCUUCAGAAGAGGGCCUCUGUGCUGCCUCUUCCAUUCUUCUAUUCCCCCAACUAAGAGAAAUCGAAGCCUUGCAUCGAAAUGCUAGCCUCCAAGAAGGCAAUGCUUCGCCAUUAAAAUCAACUCCAGAAAAAUGGCGUGCCAGUGAUCUUACCAAGAAAGUCAUUCUCGAGCAUCAAAAUUCAAAUGAACCCCCACACAUUGCCUCCAAUUCGUCAUCGACUUCGUCAGUGUCAUCACUAUUGACUUCAUCAUCCUCAAAUUCAUCAUCACUCUCAUCGUCUGCAUCAAUUGCAGGACGAGGUGAUCUUCCUGCCUCCAUCCUCAAACCCAACGACAUAACUGAACAUUAUCGUCGAGCUAUCAUAAAUUACAGUAAAUACAGACAUGCAGCUGUAGUGGAAACUGAAGCCGCCUUAAAGGCAGCUCGCAUUUGCAUCGAACAGAAUAAGAAUUUAGAUGUGACAAUGUUUUUGCAAAAUAUUCUUGCAAUCAAUUUGAAUAUGAGCGAUCAGGAUCGUGUCAAACGGUUCGAAGUCAUAACUGAUUUGUAUCAACAGAUUGGAUAUCGACGAAAAGCUGCCUUCUUUCAACGAAUGGCAGCUUGGAAGCAUGUCGCUUGUGGCCAUCAGAAUCCCGAAUGGGCACAAAAUUAUCGGCUAAUGUUGGAGAGUUUUCCUGGGUACUUGUUGUCAUUGGAUCCUUUGGAAGUAAUUGAAAAUAAUUCUGGGUGGCCAGCAUUGCAAAUUGAACAGUUGCAAUCUUUGAUAAAAGCUGCAGGUCGAUUGGGUCAUUCGGCUUUGGCUACACGUCACAUGACAUUUCUAUUGCAAACGCAGUGGGAUAAUAUGUCGUCAGCGGAACAAAGUAAAAUGGCUCAGGAUUUACAGAAACUAAGUGCUCAAUGUGAAGGUUCACCGGUGCCACUGGUGCUAGAAAAUGGUACUGUAAUACCUCCUGCAAAUUUGACAGAUAUUCCCUACUGUUUGGAGUUGACACUCAAAGACCUACCCUCGCACUUGCGACCCCAGCAAAUCAAAGUGAUCAAAGUCGAUAGUGGUCCAUUUUUAUUUACGCCAAUUCAUUUUAGUUCAAUCGAUCGAAGGGAAAAAAAGAAGGAUAAAAAUAAAAUUUCAUUUUUCUGGGUCCAAAAUGACCUUUCUGAGAUCACAAUCAAAGUACGCAAUCCGCUACCCUUCGAACUACAAAUUUGUGAUAUGCGACUACUGACCAAUGGUAUAGUCUUUGAAUCUCUACCGCAGACAGUGAAGCUUCAGCCAUCAGUUCCCACACCCAUAACACUCCAUGGAACUCCAAUCGAAGUGGGUCAGUUAGAAAUUCAAGGCUACAGUACCCACACUUUGGGUGUUAAAUCGAAUUGCCGCCUGAAACAUAUGCGCAAUCGUAACUUUCCUCAAAACUAUCUUAUUGAUGUUAUCCCAGCAUUGCCGCGAAUUAGUGUUAAGACAUCACUUCCACAAACGGCUACAUUUUGUACUCUGGCCAAUUCAGAAACGGUUAUAACAUCUGCUAGUCUAACUCUGUACAAUGGAGAGACAUCAAUUUGUACAAUAACAAUUAUCAAUGAUAGUCCUCUGCCGGUGGAGCACUUGGAAAUGGUUAUCAGUUCGAAUGUUGAUCAAGCAGCUCAAUCGAGAAUAUUUCAUAUUGACGAGGAGGAGUUGCAAUCUCGAUUGCCUAUUCCACCAAAGAGUACAAUUGAUUUUCCUGUUCGUAUAUUUGGUGAUGCAGAUUUUAUAUGUCCCACAAUUAGUGGACGUGCUGCUUCGGUACAUUCUGGAGCAACAAACUAUGGUGGUGGUGGACAUCAUCAUGAUGGUCCACAAUCACUCGGUUAUUCAAAUGUCUCAUCAUCGGGUCAUGCGAGUUUGCCGAGUCGAGUGAGUUCGCCAACGCCACAACAUUAUUCUUCUUCGAAUGCUGGUGCUGGUGCUGCGGGUCGGCGCAACGAUAUGCAAACAUCGAGUUUUCGUUCCUCUCAUUCCGGUGGUCAUUCAUCGUUAGCCACACUAAGCCUUCCACAACCGUCCAAUAUUAAUGUGGGUCAUCAUGUCGAGGCUCAGUUUCGUAUGAAAUAUUCGGGUGGUGAUGCAAUGCGCGAAGGCUAUUGCCGGCAAUGUGCAAUAUCAUUUAAUGUCGAAUUAUUGCCAAGUGCUCAAAUAACUAGUUGGGAUGUAUUGCCAGCUGAAAUACCUUCGCAAUUUUAUCUUGUACUAGAUGUAUCGAAUUUAACUGCUCAAGAAAUGUCGCUCAACUAUACAAAUAAUAAAAAUAUUCUAAUAGAGGCUAAGGAAAGCUGUAGGGUACCAAUACCAGUGGAUAGGUGUUCAUUGGAGAGUCUAUGUAAAAAUGAAGAGCAAUCAAAAGAACCAGUUCAUAUGAAUAUGCAUAUGAAUCCACAACCUUCAUAUAGUGAUAAAAUUAGUAAAUUGUGCUCGGAUCAUAUAGCCGAACGAGUUAAUAUAAGUUGGCUUUUGACUGGAACAGAAAUUCAGGGAAUAGCAUCUUUAAAAGGAAUCACACUUACUCCUGCCAUGAUUGAUUUAACAACAGUUGCACCACUAGAAUGGACUGUUGCAAUUCAAAAUACUCCAGUGGAGCCGCAAUCUGAAGUUGUUUGUACAGCUGGCCAUAGUUUAACUUUAAGUAUAACAGUGUGUAAUCAAUCAGUUACACCAUUAAAACAUUUAGCUUUGACAAUACAAUUUUAUCAAGACUAUAAAAAUGGAAUUGAUAAUUACAACUUGGAUGUUGUAAUGUCUGGACCACAUCAAACAUCAAUUCCAUUAUUAGAAAAAAAUGAAAAAGCACAUCAUGAGUGCACAGUCAUCUUUUUUACUCCUGGUAUUUAUAAAACAAACAUCCAAUGUCGAUCGCUGCCAACUCAAGAUAGACCAAUUUUACCGCCAGCAUCGAUGGCUGUGGGAGAUGGUCGGCCCGAGCAAUCAGCAUACCAAAAUUUCGCCAGUUACCAUGAAAGUCAGCAACAUGCAUGGAAAUUCAUUCCGCCAAUUGAGGUGACAGUUCUUGAGCAAUAAUUUGUGAUGAUUAUAAUCUAUAUACUUUGUUCUUUAAUUUUUAUUACUAUUUUUUGUUUUUUAAAUAAUUAUCCCAAUAGUUUACUCAAAUUUUGUAAAUAAAUCAUAAAACAAUGA